Cavia porcellus (domestic guinea pig) is the source of this 945-nucleotide messenger RNA. RefSeq names its product olfactory receptor 8B3-like. Lineage: Eukaryota; Metazoa; Chordata; Mammalia; Rodentia; Caviidae. Gene Ontology annotation, biological process: G protein-coupled receptor signaling pathway; sensory perception of smell. Gene Ontology annotation, molecular function: odorant binding; G protein-coupled receptor activity; olfactory receptor activity. Gene Ontology annotation, cellular component: membrane. The record is from RefSeq and is a predicted model, not a curated record. The transcript has 2 exons. The coding region runs from base 1 to 945 and encodes 314 amino acids.
AUGACCCUUGGAAGAAUGACUUCAUACAAUGGCUCUUCAGUGACUGAGUUUGUCCUGCUGGGUUUAACACAACAGCCAGAGCUCCAGCUGCCUCUCUUCCUCCUCUUCUUGGGAAUCUAUAUGGUCUCCAUGCUGGGGAACUUAGGCUUGAUUUUUCUUAUAGGUUUGAACCCUCACCUGCAUACUCCCAUGUACUACUUUCUCUUCCACCUCUCCUUCGUUGAUCUCUGCUACUCCUCUGUCAUAAUCCCCAAAAUGCUGAUGGGUUUUGUAAAACAGAACAUCAUCCCUUAUGGUGAGUGCAUGGCUCAACUGUUUUUCUUCUGCUUCUUUAUUAUUGAUGAGUGCUACAUUUUGACAUCCAUGGCCUAUGACAGAUAUGUGGCCAUCUGCAAGCCCCUCCUUUACAAAGUAAUCAUGUCCCAACAAGUCUGCUUCAUAAUGACUGUGGGUGUGUAUGCAAUGGGCUAUUUUGGUGCCAUGAUCCACACAGGAUGCAUGCUGAGACUCACGUUCUGUGACAGCAAUGUCAUCAAUCAUUACAUGUGUGACAUCCCUCCUCUCCUGCAGCUGUCUUGCACAAGUACUUCCAUCAAUGAGAUGGUGGUUUUCAUUGUGGUGGGCAUCAACAUAAUAGUGCCUAGUCUCACAAUCUUCAUUUCUUAUACCUUGAUCUUGUUGAAUAUCUCCUCCAUCCAUUCCACAGGGGGCAGGUCCAAGGCCUUCAGUACCUGCAGCUCUCACAUAAUUGCUGUCUCUCUCUUUUUUGGGGCUUUAUCAUUUAUGUAUCUUAAGCCUUCUACUGGAUCUGUUGGUCAAGAUAAAGUAUCCACAGUUUUCUAUACCAUUGUGGGACCAAUGAUGAACCCUUUUAUCUACAGUCUGAAAAACAAAGACGUUCACAUUGCAUUGAGAAAGACUUUGAAGAAAAGGGCACUCUCUUAA